Anas platyrhynchos (mallard) is the source of this 2531-nucleotide messenger RNA. RefSeq names its product melanocortin 2 receptor (gene MC2R). Gene Ontology annotation, molecular function: corticotropin receptor activity. NCBI's taxonomy places the organism in Eukaryota, Metazoa, Chordata, Aves, Anseriformes, Anatidae. The record is from RefSeq and is a predicted model, not a curated record. Gene Ontology annotation, cellular component: membrane. Gene Ontology annotation, biological process: G protein-coupled receptor signaling pathway.
UAAUUCAAGGUUAUGCCAAUAAGAUAACUGUCUUUCACUUUGAUUUAAAUGUUCCAGACUUUCCUUUACGCAAAUACUAUGUUGGCUUCAUUUCCUUUAUAAGUAAUCUUGUUCCCAGCAUUACCAGCACACUGGCUCACAAGUUGGUUCACAAGCAGAAAAAGAAAGCAACACCAGGCAGCGUAACCAGCCACACACUCCUUGUCCAACCAUGUCCACAAGGGAUUGGUGUUCCACUAUGACCAAGUUCUAGAAGGGGAACCAUGCUGAACAGAUUUCCAGGUGCCCUGAUGCCCAAGGAGAAAUACAAAAUAUUUCAGUUAAGUCUUCAAAUUGCUCCAGUUGAAGGAGAAAGCUUUCAUCAAAAGAAGAAUGGUCUAACUGACAGGUCAGCUUCAGAGUAAAGCCAAGCCUGAGAAACAACAAUCCAGAAUCUUUCCACAAACAGAAGAAAUGAGCACUGAAAGACCUUUCAAUCUAAUCAAACACCUAGGGCAGACAAGUAUUCCCUCCCUUGAAAAUAUAAGUGAUUUUUCCUUAAAUGUCACUGACUGUACGCAGGUCGUGGUGCCAGAGGAAGUUUUUUUCACUGUUGCUGCUGCUGGCAUAUUGGAAAAUCUGCUUGUCCUUAUUGCUGUCAUCAGAAAUAAGAAUUUGCACUUGCCCAUGUACUUCUUCAUUUGUAGUUUAGCCAUUUCAGACAUGUUAGGUAGCUUGUACAAAACUCUGGAGAACAUCUUUAUCAUCUUGUGCAAAAUGGGGUACCUGACACGUCGUGGGGACUUUGAGAAAAAGCUGGAUGAUGCCAUGGAUUCUAUGUUCAUUCUGUCUUUACUGGGGUCAAUUUUCAGCUUGUUAGCUAUUGCAGCAGACAGAUAUAUCACUAUUUUCUAUGCUUUGCGGUACCAUAAUAUCAUGACACUACAAAGGGCUUUGAUCAUCUUGGCAAUCAUUUGGACAUUCUGUGCAGGCAGUAGCAUUGCUAUUGCCCUCUUCUCCUAUGAAGCAGCUACAGUCAUUCCCUUCACUAUCCUGUUCCCUUUAAUGAUGUUUUUUAUACUGUGCCUCUAUGUCCAUAUGUUCCUCCUUGCUCGAUCUCAUGCUAAAAAGAUUGCCUCACUGCCCACCAGUGCAGUCCAUCAGAGAACUAACAUGAAAGGAGCCAUUACACUGACUAUUUUCCUUGGAGUUUUCCUUUGCUGUUGGGCCCCCUUUGUUCUUCACAUCCUUUUAGCAAGAUUUUGCCCACAUAAUCCUUAUUGUGCCUGCUACAUGUCCAUAUUCCAUGUGAAUGGGACCCUCAUAAUGUGCAAUGCGAUCAUUGACCCUAUGAUUUUUGCAUUCCGAAGCCCAGAAUUACGGAGCACGUUUAGGAAGAUGUUCUGCUGUGCCAGGUAUAACUGGAACUGGUAGACACUAAACAAAAGUAACAAUUACAAAAGCACACACAUUGUGGUGUUGUGCAAUGCAAAUUCACAGUUAAAAAUACUAAAAGUAAUGCCCAAAGUAAUAUUAUGCUUGUAGAAUGCUGCCAGUGAUUUCAAGAGGUCUACUGAAGAAUACGUAUAAGCUAAGUAUGCACAUAAGUCUUUGCUAACCAAACACCCAGAAAUAUUACUAAUUAAGUUAAUUCUGCUCAUAAUUUUCAUGCAAUAUUCUAAAAGUAACUGCAACAAUUAUCUUUUAUCAUUUCAGAAAAACUCAAAUAUAAAUCUUUGGCAGCAAGUAUUUUGUCACCCAAGAGAUUAAUUUAUGCCGACUAAUUUUGUAUCAGUAAUUUCAAUUUCAGGUGCAUACUACUUUAAAUUUUGUUGUUUAAAUCACAAAUAAAUGAAUACUUGUUUCUGAAUUUCAUGUUUAUAUAAAAGUCUAUGAUAAAGCAGAAAAUAUGGACAUGCAUAUGAACUUUGCUGGUAAAGUGAACUCAUUACUUUGUUCUUUAACAUCUACUCUCCUUAAAAUCAUGCAAUUAGUAUGCUCUAAGUGUCAAAAAAAAAAAAAUUGGAAUGUGAGUCCAUGUGAAGUUAUUUUGGUUUAAAAGUUAUUCUUAGUGACUGAAGAGUUUUUUCCAACAUGAAGUCGUUCUGGUAGAAAAGAAUUUUGAAAAGGUUUUGAAUUUUAAAACACCAAAGCCAGGUCUGGACUAGCAAAGAGAAUUGCUGGCCAUGUCAGCUCUCCGUUAGAAGUCCCUGGGCCAGCUUCCUUUAAUAAAAUAAUAGGUUUCACAGACAGAGAAAGAACUUUGAUAAAGCCAUAAUUUUCUAAACAUGCCACAACAAGGAAUUCCAAAAUAAAGUACCAGACAGACAAUUCAAAGACCUCCAAGGAAGUCAGCCACCUGGAUGAGGAACCAGCUAGCCAGUCUGGAAGGAUGCUACAAAACAGUUUGUAAUUUACAAAAUCCUAGUGAGAAAAUUUUGAAUUGUCCUUGCCAAAAUAAUACUAAACUUGCAAAACUGUAAGGCAGAAUAACUUUCACAGCAAAAUAUCCUAAAGCAGUUCAGAGCAUAUGGUGGGGAAUUAACCUCAGA